Molecule: messenger RNA, 2338 nt
Organism: Elaeis guineensis (African oil palm)
Lineage: Eukaryota; Viridiplantae; Streptophyta; Magnoliopsida; Arecales; Arecaceae
Product: putative pentatricopeptide repeat-containing protein At3g15930
Biological process (GO): RNA modification
Molecular function (GO): protein binding; RNA binding
Source: RefSeq, a predicted model, not a curated record
CAUCCCUGUGUAUUGCUUUGUGAAGCCUGCACUGAAAUUCUCUACGGUAGGCAAAAACAUCGCUCGCUCCUCUCUCUCCUGCCAUCGAAGGUGGCGACCACCAACUCCACUCCUGCCGUGGCGUCCCAAAAUCCUACACCACUGACCACCACCAAGAAGAAGCAAAAAAGCGACAAAAUUAACACCACUAACAACAACAUCAACACCAAACUCGACCAACUCGCCGCUUUACUCACCUCCCUGCCAUGCUCCUCCCCCUCCCACCUCAACCAAAUCCACGCCCACCUCCUCCGCUCCCCCCUUCCGCCCUCCUCCCUCCUUCCCGCCUUCGACCGUGCCGCCCGCGCCGUCUCCAAGACCAAGCCCCUCCUCGCCCUCCGCCUCUACCUUCUCAUGACCCGCGCCGCCAUCCGCCCCGGCAGCUUCACCCUCCCCUUCCUUCUCAACUCCGCCGCUGCCAUCCCCCUUCCCUCCGUCGGCGCCGAGCUCCACUCCCGCGCCUUCCGCUCCGGCCUCCUCUCCUUCCUCCCCGUCGCCAACGCCCUAGUCGAUAUGUACUCCAAGUGCCGCGCCCUCCAUCUUGCGUGCCAGGCUUUCGACGAAAUGCCCCUCCGCGACGUCGUCUCCCACAACGCCAUCCUUGGUGGUUAUGCCCGUCUCGGUGUCGACAUGGCUGCCGCGCGCAAGCUAUUCGACGAAAUGCCUGAAAGAAACGUGAUAUCGUGGAACGCUAUGGUCGUUGGGUACGCCAAUGCUGGUGAUCUCGCCACUGCGAGAUACGUCUUUGAUAAAAUGCCCGUUAGGAAUGUCGUCUCGUGGACGGUUAUGGUGUUGGGAUACUGUAAGAUUGGCUCGGUAGACGCUGCUCGGGCCCUUUUUGAAGCAAUGCCUGAGAGGAACUUGGUCUCGUGGACAGCGAUGAUUAACGGGUUCUCCCAGUGUGGCCGGCCGCAAGAGGCCCUGGCACUGUUUCAUAAGAUGGAAAGGGUGGGGCUUGAUCCGGAUGCGGCUACCAUGGUCGGUGUCAUCUCCGCAGCUGCACAACUCGGGAGCGCCGAGCUGGCGAAUUGGGUUGCAUCGUACGUCAAUCACAGGAAAAUCGAGCGGAAUGAGCGUGUCAUCACCGCGCUUGUAGACAUGCAUGCCAAGUGCGGCAAUGUUGAUGUGGCCUCCCGCUUAUUUAAUGAGAUCUCCUCUCCAGAUGCAUAUGCUUAUACCGCUCUCAUUAAUGGGUUGGCUUCCCAUGGACACGGGAGGAAGGCACUUGAGAUCUUUCAAAGAAUGCAGGCGGAGGCCAUUGAGCCAGAUCCCAUCACGUUUGUUGGUGUUUUGAGUGCCUGUAGCCAUGCAGGGCUUAUCGACGAGGGUUUGUUUUUUUGGGACAGCAUGGUUCGGGACUAUGGGAUAGAACGUGGGCCUGACCACUAUGCGUGUAUGGUUGACAUGCUUGGACGGGCAGGGAGGCUUGAAGAAGCCCAUGAGAUGGUGAAGAGGAUGCCGAUGGGGCCUCAUGCAGGAGCUCUGGGAGCAUUGCUUGCAGCUUGCAGGACUUAUGCAAAUAUUGACAUUGCUGAGAAUGUUGCAGAGGAGCUCUUUAAGUUAGAGCCUGACAACACUGGCAAUUAUAUACUUCUUUCGAGUAUAUAUGCAGCAAGAGAACAAUGGGCAGAUGCUGCUAGAGUUAGAGCAAUGAUGAGAGGAAAAAGAAUUAAUAAGCUUCCAGGUUAUAGUUGGACUGAGGACAAACAGAGGAGCCAUAUGAAGUUGCAGAUAACAAGUUGACAAAGCUUGAAGGCAAGAGGGCUUCAUGUUGAUGCUGGCCAGUAAUGUCAAGUUUAUAUGAAGCAGGGUAUCUUGCAAAGAUAACCCUUACAAUUGGAUGAUCUUACUAAGAGUUUGUAGCAAAGAGGUGGUGCAAUCAGUAUACAAAGUGAUGGAGUGCCUUAAAGCUGGGAGCCCUGAUUGUAGACUGUGACAUUGGACGUAGGAUGGACUUCUUGUUGCCUGAGCGCAGCAAGAAAGAAAAAGGUUUGCCAGCAUAGAGGAUGCCUAGGUCUGAGAUUGUCAAAAUCCUUUUGCAGACAGUGCUGUGGCUUGUGAAGCUGCCGGGAUAGCAUGGGUUUACUGUUGCUCAGACUGCAAGCAUGAUGCUCACAUGUGCCCAUGAUACAAAACAUGUUGUUGAAUGGCAUAUGACAAUAAAUAGUCCUUUGUUUUCUAUUUUUGUUUUAACAAGUAUUAUCGUAUGAUGCUGUCAUUAUUUUUUGAUAAAUAAAAGAACCUUACUAUUCUUUGUACAUAGACCUUAAAUAUUUAUGAAGCUGAAGUGUUCCAUUUA